Molecule: messenger RNA, 2057 nt
Organism: Lineus longissimus
Lineage: Eukaryota; Metazoa; Nemertea; Pilidiophora; Heteronemertea; Lineidae
Product: spliceosome RNA helicase DDX39B
Exons: 10
Coding region: 98-1387 (429 amino acids)
Biological process (GO): mRNA splicing, via spliceosome; mRNA export from nucleus
Molecular function (GO): RNA helicase activity; RNA binding; ATP binding
Source: RefSeq, a predicted model, not a curated record
GCGGGUCUCAUUGCUCGGUCAAUUAUUGCCCAAUUAUAAUCCCUCUCGCCAUUUUGACUUUCUUGUUCAGUCGUUUCCUGAGAAAACCGCAGUCACCAUGGCCGAAAAUGAUGUAGAGAAUGAACUUUUGGACUACGAAGAAGAGGAGCAGGAGACAGCCAAUGAGGGAGCCGGCGAUGCGACCGCCAAGAAGGAUGUCAAGGGCACCUACGUAUCCAUCCACAGCUCAGGCUUCAGGGACUUCCUACUCAAGCCAGAACUGCUCAGGGCCAUUGUCGACUGCGGUUUUGAGCAUCCGUCAGAAGUUCAGCACGAGUGUAUUCCCCAGGCCAUUCUCUCGAUGGAUGUUCUGACACAGGCCAAAUCUGGUAUGGGCAAGACAGCUGUUUUUGUGCUCGCUACUCUACAGCAGCUCGAGGUCGUGGAGGGACAGGUAUCUGUCCUUGUCCUCUGCCACACCCGAGAAUUGGCCUUCCAAAUCUCCAAGGAGUACGAGCGCUUCAGCAAGUACAUGACCGGCGCCAAGAUCGCUGUCUUUUUCGGAGGCAUUGCGAUCAAGAAGGAUGAAGACACUAUCAAGAAGAACUGUCCUCACAUUGUCGUUGGCACACCAGGCAGGAUUCUGGCACUCUCGCGGUCCAAGGCCCUCAAUCUAAAACAUGUCAAGCAUUUCAUCCUUGAUGAGUGUGACAAAAUGUUGGAGCAGUUAGAUAUGCGAGGAGACGUCCAGGAGAUCUUCCGAGCAACACCCCAUGAGAAACAAGUGAUGAUGUUCAGCGCCACACUUUCCAAGGAGAUCCGACCAGUCUGCAAGAAGUUCAUGCAAGAUCCCAUGGAAGUAUAUGUGGAUGACGACUCCAAACUGACCCUCCAUGGUCUCCAUCAACAUUACGUCAAGUUGAAAGACACCGAGAAGAACAGGAAGAUGUUUGAUCUCCUUGAUGUGUUGGAGUUCAAUCAGGUGAUCAUCUUUGUCAAGUCUGUACAGCGCUGCAUCGCCCUCGCACAGCUCCUUGUUGAACAGAACUUCCCAGCCAUUGCCAUACACAGAGGAAUGUCACAAGAAGAAAGGUUGGACCGAUACAAAAAGUUCAAAGAUUUCCAGAAGCGUAUCUUGGUCGCCACCAACUUGUUUGGUCGUGGUAUGGAUAUCGAGCGAGUAAACAUUGUGUUCAACUAUGACAUGCCAGAGAAUUCCGACACUUAUCUCCACAGGGUUGCCCGAGCUGGACGAUUUGGUACCAAGGGUCUGGCCAUCACGUUUGUAUCGGAUGAGAAUGAUGCACAAGUACUGAAUGACGUCCAGGAAAGGUUUGAGGUCAACAUUACAUCGUUACCUGAUGAGAUAGACAUCAGCUGCUACCUUGAUGUUGGUGCAGCGGAAUAGAGACUUGUUGCUGAGAACAAAGGAGAUCAAAGAUGGCUUCCUUUCAAGGAGAGACUUCGUGGAAUGAAGGAUUCAGCAAAUCGUGUGCAAAAGAUCUUUACAAGUGAAAGUUGACUUAUAAUUGGACUGGGAGAUCGGGUUUGAGCAGAUAUUGCUGUGUAGUUAUUGUCAUAGUUUCAAUCCGUAUUGUGAGGAUAUCUUGGGUCCUGGAGGAUUCUUUUAAGCAAGUGUUGUCCAAGACAUAAUGUCAAGUUUCUGCUCCCUGACAAAACUAAAACAACAUGAACAUCGUUCCAAGAACUCCAGUACCACUAGCUUCACUGGUCUACCUUCCUGUAAGAAGUGCUGUCGUCCAAUUGUAUGACAAAAGAUAUCUGCAUUUAUUGUGUUUUCAUCCAAUGAAAAAUAACAGCCGAACACAGAUGAGCUUGGAAAGCAUCCUGUGUGUUUUAUAAGUCCUUCUUGCAGUAGCACACGUGCCUUUGGGAUCCUUGCAUAACAUGUUAUUAUUUUAAAUAUCUUGUUCAUUCGUCAUCGUAAUUUUUUUAAAUAAAUUAGUUCGAACGUUCAUCGCUGUCUUGUAUAGAUUUUAAAUUUAUUGUAAUUGAUGCUGUGGCUAGAUGUGUCAAGAGUAUAUAACAUUUUGUACAGAAUAAAAAUUGUAAACUUA